AAAAAUGGCGGAUUUUUUUAAACCGGUAGAAAAGCUUAUGCUUAUUUUCUGUUAGACUUUAAGGAGUUUCUUCACCUUGGAUCACAAAUUCAAAGUCGUUGGGCCCGAAUAUUUUGUGGUCAAUAGUUGAGCUCUACUGGCGACACGGUUUUUUUGUUAAGUGCCUUGACAGUUCACGGAAAGAGUUGUUAACUGCUCGCUUCAGUAAGCAUCGCUGGAAUUUCUUCCAAGCUUUGUAUUCUUCUCGUCAUUCUUCCAUUGUGCAUUGGAAAAGCGGAAAGAGACAUACUUAGGCUUUUAUUCUGUAGAGAUAAACUGGACAAAUUUACCCUGGAAUGAUUACUUUGUUGUAGGUUUAAGCAAGAUUAAUUGAUGGACUAAUAUCAACAAAUUAUAUCUGUUAAAUCAACAUAGUUGUGUUUCAGCAGAGAGGCAUAAACAGCUGGGGAACUUGUCUCGGUGGAUGUAUCAAAACAUUAUCAUACUGCCGUUUUGUGACUCUGUUCUUACUUUUGUGUUAAAGCAGUUAUUCUGACAAACAAAGAAUUAAGUUUAUGAAACUUCUCAAAACAAAAUCAAAUUAAGGUUUGAGUGACCAAACAGUAGCUACAAAGAGGCUAUAAGUAUGGCCCGGCCACAGAAACGUGGUGGAUAUUCUGAUACAGACUCUUUAGUGACAGAAAAUGAUGAAUGUGGAGAAGAAGCUGAAAUACCAGUGGCUUCUCAAGUGGAGGAACCAUCAGAGGAAUUGCAAGAAAAAACUAGCAUCAUUAAGUGGACUGGCCCCAAUAAGAAGCAUCCAUUGAUUAAUUUCUCUCCCCAUGUUUUAUUACUGACUUUGCCUCCAGAAUCAAAAGCAGAAGCAGAAAAAUAUCAUUUGACUUACAAAUUUGUCAAGACAGAAUGCAAACUUGUACGAAGUAUCUUGAAUGUUCACUGCUUUAGAGAGGUUCAUCCCAACAGUUCAAACUUUAAUUUGAUGUGGACUGGCUCACACAUCAAGCCUCACACUCUCAGAGGUCUCCAGGAUUUCCAAAAGAUCAACCAUUUUCCAAGGUCUUAUGAACUGACCAGGAAGGACAAGUUGUACAAGAACAUUCAACGAAUGCAACAUUCAAAAGGUGUCAAACAUUUCGAUUUCAUACCAGAAAGUUAUAUCAUACCUGAGGAGUUUAAUGAGUUUAAUGCGGCAUUUCUAAAGGACAGAAGGCCAUGGAUUGUAAAACCUGUUGCCUCUUCACGCGGCAGAGGAAUUUAUCUAGUCAAUCAUCCGAGCCACGUUCCACUUGAUGACAAUCUCUUAGUCUGCAAAUACAUCAGUAAUCCGCUGCUUGUUGAUGGUUUUAAGUUUGACCUGAGACUGUAUGUUGGUGUGACAUGUUUUGAUCCUGUCAGGGUGUAUCUCUAUGAAGAAGGUUUGACAAGAUUUGCCACUGUGAAAUAUGACAGGACGGGCAAAAACAUUAAGAAUGUUUGCAUGCAUUUAACAAACUACAGUGUCAACAAGAAAAAUGCAGAUUUUGUCAGGUGUCCAGAUCCUGAAGUUGAAGAUUUUGGAAACAAGUGGAGCAUGAGUGCCAUGUUGCGUUACCUCAAACAGAUUGGCAAAGACACCACAGCUCUUAUGAUGAGAAUAGAAGAUGUAGUGGUGAAGACCAUCAUUGCUGGAGAGCUUCACAUCGCCUCUGCCUGUAAAAUGUUCAUGCCCUAUGCAGGAAACUGUUUUGAAAUAUAUGGCUUUGACAUCCUCGUGGACGAAAAUCUACGUCCGUGGUUGCUGGAAGUUAAUUUAUCUCCAUCUCUUGCUUGUGACUCGCCGCUGGAUCUGAAGAUCAAGUCUCAUCUAGUAUCGGACAUGUUUAAUUUAAUUGGUUUUACAGCUCAUGAUCCAAUGGUUCGUAAACUUCCUAACCGGCGAUUUGUUGCUGAUAAUCCACCAAAAAACAGAUAUCAGAGGCAGCGAUCAGCCACAGCUGGUGGAGUUGUGAUGCCAAACUCACGACCCUUGUCUUCAGGAACGAGAAGAAAAACUGAAGAUGGUUUGUCAGCAGAGGAAGCAAGAAUAUUACGUCACACGCGCGAAGAAUUCUCCAGGAGGGGUGGUUUCGUCCGCGUUUUCCCUUCCCCUGACUCCUGGGAGCUCUAUGGGUCAUUUCUAGAGCAUCGUACAACCCAUAAUCAUAUGUUGCAUUCAAAACUGUUUCCUGGAAGAAAAUCCUCCCUUCAAAGACCCAGUACAGCAAGCUUUUCCUCGGCAAGUGCAAGGGCAAGGAGCAUAGCCUUGUACGGAGCUCCUCAGUCUAAAGUUAAUGUGAUAGUUGAACCUCCUGAGGUUUCAGGGGAUGUCUCUCUUGGUAUCAAGGAAAGACUUAUUUGUUACGAGAGAAAACUAGACAGUUGGAGUCCGUCUCUCCUCCGAACGAAUAAAGCCCUUGGCAGCACGACUCCGAGUGCAAGUACCCCCAACACAAGCCAAGAGAUGUCAGAGAAACCACGUGAUACUUCCAUCGCGCGCACUACCCCCGAUGGACAAGUGGUGACGAAUUACAUGGAAGGAAAAUCGGUUUCUUAUCCUGGAGGACCAAAGCCCUCAUUGGACUCAGAGGGAAAGGCACCGCCGUAUCGAGUGUCCUCAGCAAGCCCUCAACCAAGACCCUUCCAGGAAGCCACGCGUGUGCAGAAGCCACCACUACCAAGCAGCGGCGAAACAGUGUCAAAACGUGUCUUAUCCGCGCAGCCGCGAUACCAACCAAUCAGAGUGGAGGAAAUCAUGGCAAAGGCGGGAACCCUGACGAAGCUGCAAGCCAGGCAGGCAUUUGCAAUGUAUUUACAAAGAGUUCAACAAAGACUGAUGCACGAGACAAGCUAUGACUCAGAUGAUUCCAGAGAUAGUAGAGAAUCCAAACAAGACGACCAAAUGAACUUGGUGAUUCGUUUCCUGAAGAAGGCAGCGAGCAAUUUACAACAGCCUUUCAAAGUUGUUGUACCGAGCCACAAGUUACCGUUACAUGACAGGCGGAGAAUUUUGGCUAAACAGCUCGGGGAUUUCGUCCGCGUCUAUGGAAAGGAGACCAUGCAAUUUCAAAAGCGACUAGAAAUCAACCGCACGUAUGGGCUAUCAAGAAGCAACUCCUUCACCGGUGAAAUCCCGGAUGAAGAGUUCAAGGUCUUUAUGGCAAUUGCAAGCGAGACAGAGUUGGAAGAUCUUUUAACUACGUAUACCAAAUUGAACAAAAACGCCAGCGUGUUUCUAGGAGGCCGGCCAGAGAGGAGCUCGGAAGAGAGUUCAACUAAGGCACCUUCAAACGACUCUGGUCUGCACAGGAGAAAAGAAGGAGACAGGUACUCCAGGAGCUCAAAUCCCACCCCGGAUGGGGACUUCAUCAGGCCCACAGAGGACCUCAGCAGCACGGGACCCAUGGUCACAGAUCGACACGCACGGGCGCUAACAGCUGUUUCAGCGUAUGGCACCUCGGUGGCCCUUAACAAGACCCGACACAGGCCAAUGUCGGCCAAGGUUGCAGGUUCACCAGGAGCUGAUAGAAUAAAUCAGGUUGGUCGUCCUGUGUCAGCCAAGCCAUACUCACGUUUCACGAAAACAGAUGAAGACUCUGGUGACCCUAGGAGCUUGGUUGGAGCUCAUACUCACAGUGUCCAGCGGAGUCGCGUUUCCUCGGCACCAGUCCGACGCCUCAGUCAAGGAUCAGACAAUGAGCCCAAAGGUCCCAGUGUUGCUGAUGAGCAUGCAGUCACCUCUGCUCUUCAGCGGUUGGCCAAACGACAGGCUGCGCGACAGUAUUCUGCACACAACACUUCUGGCCGCAGUGGAAGUAACUGGGACGAAUUGUUUAAAAAGAUGGACUUCAAUCACGAGGUCGAAGUUACCUCCCCUCUCAAUGUAGAUGAGUUCAUCAGUGUCCGUGACGACUCCACCAAUCCGUGGUCACAUCCUGACGGGAAAGCACCACGAUCUGCUCACAGACCACAUGACCGACAUGCAAGUGCGAACGCCACGUUCGAAACAUUUGUCAACCACGACCAACAGCUUGACGGCAGUCAUAGUCACGUGGCUUGGUUUAACAGUGCUGCUGACCAAGGCCGUUCCUAUACUGCAGGUGCACGCUCUUCUGACGAGAAAACUAUUCAUGUUGACUUGAAAAGAGAGUACGACAAGACACAAGAAGUGGAAAGACAGGAGAGAAAAACAGCUGGCGAAGCAGUUAGAGGUCCAGCUGUUUCAAGAGAGGAGUAUAACAGACAAAUGAAAGUCUUAAGUCAGAAACUUUCCGAAGAGAAGGUUCGCCUACAGAAGCAGUUACAGCAAUAUCCAUGCUUGCCACGCCCACCAGCUGCUCGACCGAACCCAGGCCCCAAGAAAGUUCUUAGCCACAACAGAAUGAUUAGGUUGGCUGCUUCCAAUCCUCCGCCCGUUUUUGACGUCAUCACUGGUAUGACAGACCUUCCAAAUGGUGAUUCUCUGUGAUAUCAGUGCUAAACUUCCUCAUGUUAAUUAUCAACUUGUCGUCACAAAGGAAGUUGUCUGAAGGAGGAUUCGUCCAGACGUGAAGAAACAUUUUACCACUCGGAACUCAUUUUAGCAGCGAAUUAUGUUACUUUUGUAUGUAAAGUCAGUUGCGCGCAAUUAAACGUGGAUGUCCCUGUAAUUGAACUGACUUUUUAAGUCUUGAGUUCAGGAGAAUUGCCAGGUUUCGUACGUAAAAUCACAAGAAAAACUACUCAUUAAGUUCAUCGCACAUUUUUAUUUCAAUAAAUUAACAAUUUCUGCGAUGGGAAACCAAACCAAUCAGAAAGUCAGUAUUUAAAUAAAGUUAUCCUAAAG
Molecule: messenger RNA, 4840 nt
Organism: Pocillopora verrucosa
Lineage: Eukaryota; Metazoa; Cnidaria; Anthozoa; Scleractinia; Pocilloporidae
Product: tubulin polyglutamylase TTLL5
Biological process (GO): protein polyglutamylation; microtubule cytoskeleton organization
Cellular component (GO): cilium
Molecular function (GO): tubulin binding; tubulin-glutamic acid ligase activity
Source: RefSeq, a predicted model, not a curated record